AUGUCAGACAAAUUUAUUCCAUAUCAUUUACGUGAUAUUAACGAUCCUCCAGGUCAUCUUGAUGAUCAACAAAAAGCGAAUUGGAUAAGUGCUGCAAAAAAAGCAUUUGAUAUACCAACAUCACUUUAUGAAAUUAUAUAUGCAAACAAAUAUACAACAACUGAAACAAUGCAAAAAUUAAUUGAUCAUGUACGAAAUUGUAAUGAAUUUACAUUUGAUAGUGAAGGUGAAAAAUCAACCAAACAAUUAGCAUUAAUUCAAAUUCAAACAAUACCUCAACAAUUACCAUUUUUUGUUAUAUUAGUAGAAUGUGCACAUUUACCACCCAUUAAUUCAUUAAUUCAUUUACGAAUUAAACAAUUAUUUGAAUUAAUUUUUAAAUUUAGAGAUAACAUAUAUUCUUGGAAACCAUUACAUAAGGAAAUUUAUCCAGCUAUUGUUUAUCAAUGGUUUGAAUGGCACAUUAAAACAUCAGUGGUCAAUCUUCAACUUAAAUUCGCUGAUUGGUAUAGUUGGGCACUAUCUCAUGACAAGAUGUGUACCCUGUCAAAUCAUCGUAAUAUUAUUAUUAAUGAUAUUAAUUCUGAUGAACAAAUGAAUUUAUUAUCAAAAUGUACUUGUCAUAAAUCAAGUCUUUAUCGUCCUAAUGAACCAUGGGUAUUACAACAAGCUUUACUUUAUACAUAUGGAAUGUUUAUUGACAAGUCAAUUACUGUUAAUCAUUGGACAACUGAAUUAGAUCCGAUGUACUCAACUUUAUCAACAUCAAAAAGAAAUAAAAUGAUACAUUACGCAAUAUAUGAUUGUUUUGCAACAACAUGUUUAAUUCGAUCUGCAUUACCAUCAUCAUCAUCACGAGCAAAUAACAACUCAGCAAAUACAAAUAUUAAUCAACGAAUAAUUAAAAAUAUUAAUGAUGAUAUUGAAUUAAUCUCCGAUGAUGAUAAAAUAACAGUUAAUCAAUGUAUUAAAAUUACUAUUAAUAAUGAUAUGUUAUAUGAAGAAAUUUCAAAUGAUGAUAAUGAAUUAAAUAAAGCAUUAUCACUAAAUCAUAAUGAAUCAUUAUAUGAAGUAAUAUCAGAUGAUGAUAAUGAACCAAAUCCUGCAUUACCACCAAAUGAUAAUGAUUUACGUGUCAUCAACCAUGAUAUGGUUGAUGAUGUCAGUGAUUAUGAACAACAACAACAACAAUCUUUAACCAAGAAACGUCAAUUACAUAGUCGAACACGAUCAGCUGAAGCUCGAAAACGAUGA
Molecule: messenger RNA, 1254 nt
Organism: Rotaria sordida
Lineage: Eukaryota; Metazoa; Rotifera; Eurotatoria; Philodinida; Philodinidae
Source: the annotation of a GenBank genome assembly